AUGUCACUUGAAAAGAAGAUUCGUAACUUCCUCCAGGGACCAAGGAAGGGAGAGACGUUUGAGCUCAAAAACGGGCUCGUGUCUCAAUAUAAACAUGAGCGUAAGGACGCCAUUCAAAGAGUCAUCCAGGCUAUGACCGUUGGGAAGGAUGUUUCGGCAUUGUUCCCCGACGUGUUAAAGAACAUCGCCACUUACGACAUUGAACAGAAGAAAUUGGUCUACUUGUACUUGAUGAACUACGCUAAGACCCACCCAGAGUUGUGUAUUCUUGCGGUGAACACAUUCGUCCAGGAUACCGAAGAUCCCAACCCAUUGAUCCGUGCACUUGCCAUUAGAACAAUGGGGUGCAUCAGAGUACUGAAGAUGGUGGACUACAUGGAGAUCCCAUUGUCGCGUACCUUGAGCGAUGACAAUCCUUAUGUUCGUAAGACGGCGGCACUCUGUGUGGCCAAAUUGUUCGAUUUGAACCCGGAAAUGUGUAUUGAAUACGGGUUUUUGGAGAAUUUAAAGAAGCUUAUUAACGAUCUGAACCCAAUGGUUGUUGCCAAUGCAUUACUGGCGUUAUAUGAGAUCAGAGACAUGAAGGAACAUAUCCCAGGCUUUGAGGAUCUUGACGUGUUCACUACCAACGAGACGGUGAUCAAGAAUUUGCUCUUGUGCCUUAAUGAGUGCACUGAGUGGGGAAGAAUCACUAUUUUGACCACAUUGAACGACUAUCAAACCGACAACCAGGAAGAAUUGAUCCAUAUCAUCGAAAGAAUUGUACCUCAAUUACAACAUGUAAACCCAUCCGUGGUGCUUUCGUCGAUCAAGGCAAUAAUUCACCACUUGGAUGCCUUGAGAAACCAAGAGAUGAAGGAGUCCAUAUUGAGAAAAUUGAGUGCACCACUCGUUUCCUUAGUCUCGAACUCAAUUCCCGAAGCUCAAUAUGUUGGUUUAAAGAAUAUAAGAAUCAUUUUGGAAAAGUACCCUACGGUUCUUUCUAAGGAACUCCGUGUCUUCUUUAUUAAAUACAGUGAUCCAUUGUACUUGAAAUUAGAGAAAUUGGAGAUCAUGAUUCGCUUAUCCAAUGAUUUGAAUGUGAAGUUGCUCUUGGGAGAAUUAAAAGAAUAUGCCAUGGAAUUCGAACCAUCUUUAGUAUCCAAGGCAAUUAAAUGUAUUGGCUCUGUUGCCAUCAAGCUUCAACUGUGUACCGUGAAGUCAGUCAAUUUACUUUGCACUUUAAUCGAUCAAAGAGGUGGUGACCUUAUUAUCAAUGAGAGUUUAGGUGUUUUGAUAAAUAUCUUAAGGAGAUACCCAGGUAAGAACGAUUUAAUCACCUUGAUCGUGCCUGUUAUCUCCAACCACAUCAAUGGUAUUGAGGAUAAUAACGAUACUUUGUCAGGCUACAUCUGGUGUCUUGGAGAAUACCCCAAGUAUUUCCAAAAUACGGAAACAUUGGAAAAUUUAACUCUCUUUGUAGAUGACUUUUUAAAUUAUGAUUCCACAAUUCAGUUGAAUUUGUUGAACACUAUCGUUAAGAUUAACUUGACCAACAACAACACAUAUUCCAACUUGCUUCAAAAGGUUUUAGAAUUGGCUACACAGGGCUGUGAAAAUGCGGAUGUUAGAGACAAGGCAUAUAUUUAUUGGAGACUUUUAUCGUCUGACGAUACUGCUAGUCAACAGAAAAUCAUUCUGCAUAAGUUACCUCCAAUCAACACAACCAUUUCGAGUUUUAAUCCAAACGUGUUAGAACUGUUAAUCGAUGAAUUAUCCACAGUUAGUUCGGUGUACCAUAAACCAGCAUCUACUUUUAUAGACAAGAAUGCUUACACUAGGCCCAGCGGUGCAUCGAUUCCUGGUAGUAGCAAGGUAAAAGGUUCAUCAAACGGAGGAAAGGGAGGUAUUGAAGACUUGACGACAAUGGCUAAACAAGAGAUUAUAAAUAAUGCUAAAAAUGAAAACUUACUCGACUUUGACGAUGACGAAACGGAUGACACCUCCUCAUUCAAUGCUAACGGUGGAAGUAACGGUGGCAGAACCAGCGUUUUGGACGAUUUAAACGAUUUAUUCGCAGCUAUACCUCAACAGCAGCAAGAACAGCAGAAGCAGCAACCUUUGAAUAUACCUAAGGGUAGCAACAGUGAUAUAUUAAGUUUGUUUGACCAACAACCUGCCCUGUCAUCAAAUAAGCCUGCCAAUAAGCAAUCCGGAAAUGUUAACAAUGACUUGUUAGACUUAUUCUAG
This is a messenger RNA of Dujonia railenensis, 2229 nucleotides long. The record is from the annotation of a GenBank genome assembly. Lineage: Eukaryota; Fungi; Ascomycota; Pichiomycetes; Serinales; Debaryomycetaceae.